Messenger RNA from Sinocyclocheilus anshuiensis, 2182 nucleotides. RefSeq names its product CREB-regulated transcription coactivator 1-like. Bases 133 to 1884 code for a protein of 583 amino acids. Gene Ontology annotation, molecular function: cAMP response element binding protein binding. Gene Ontology annotation, biological process: positive regulation of transcription by RNA polymerase II; protein homotetramerization. The transcript has 12 exons. NCBI's taxonomy places the organism in Eukaryota, Metazoa, Chordata, Actinopteri, Cypriniformes, Cyprinidae. The record is from RefSeq and is a predicted model, not a curated record. Gene Ontology annotation, cellular component: cytoplasm; nucleus.
GUGAGAGAGAUCAAUCAGGCGCUCCUCCAGUGGUCUGUCGCUGGACUCCAAUGCCCACAACUCUUCCCGUGAUGACGCCGCAGCGCACAACGCGUCUCACGCAACGCUCUGUGUUUUGGAGAACAACGGAAGAUGGCGAGCUCAAGCAAUCCGCGAAAAUUCAGCGAGAAAAUCGCCCUGCACAACCAGAAGCAGGCGGAGGAGACCGCGGCGUUUGAGGAGGUCAUGAAAGACCUGAGCAUCACGCGAGCUGCACGGUUGCAGUUACAGAAGACCCAAUAUUUGCAACUAGGCCAGAAUCGAACUCAGUGCUAUGGAGGGUCACUGCCCAAUGUCAAUCAUAUUGGAAAUAGCAACACUGACCUCCCUUUUCAGACAACUGUUUUAGACACCAGUCGGACGUCCCGACAUCAUGGCCUAGUGGACCGCGUGUAUCGUGACAGGAAUCGCAACGCUUCUCCGCAUCGUAGACCUCUCUCUGUUGACAAGCAUGGACGUCAGAUUGACAGCUGUCCCUACAGCUCUGUAUAUCUGUCACCACCACCUGACACAAGUUGGAGGAGAACCAACUCUGACUCAGCUCUACACCAGAGCGCUGUGAAUCCAGCUCCACAGGAAACUUUUGUUGGAGGAUCUCAGGAACUGCAGUCAAAAGGAGUAAAAACAUUGCUGUUGCUCACCCCUCCAGAUACAGAGGACACUGAAUCAGAGAUGGAGAAAGACGAGCCCAAAGCAUCUCUGCAUACAGAGUUAUGUGACGUUCCUGGGAUUAACAUAUUUCCAUCUCCUGAUCAAGAAAUUAAUAGCUCUUUGAUGCCAGCUGCUCACAGCACCGGGGGCUCCUUACCUGAUCUGACAAACAUCCAGUUCCCUCCUCCUCUCCCCACCCCACUGGAUCCAGAUGACCCCAUUACCUUCCCUACAUCCAGCUCCAGCAGUACCAGCAACCUGACCACCAACCUGACACACUUGGGCAUCAGUGCUGCCAGUCAUGUCCCUCCCUCCCCUCCUGCCCAGCACACUGGCCCUGCCCCCUCACCCAAUAUCAGCCCACAGCCGCCUGCCCCCACGCUACCACCUGCCAUCUCACCCCAGAUACCCAUCACACAGCCAAUCACAAUGGACAGCCUGUCACUGGAGCAGCAGUUGUCUCAGUACUCACUGCUGAAUUUACUGAACGACCUGCAGAAACAGCCGCACACCUUCCCUCAGAACAUUCGUCUCAUACGCCUCCCGCCUCUCACUGUAAGCUCCACCCCCAACACCACCCAGCCCUCUCUUGCCAGCCAAUCACAGACAGCCACAAGCGGAACUGCCAACUCCUACCGCAGUCAGACAGGCUCUUCAGCCAAUCAGUCACCAACAUCUCCAGUGUCCAAUCAGGGCUUCUCACCUGGCGGUUCACCACAACAUAUUCAGGUGGUUGGAAGCAUCUUUGGGGAUUCAUUCUAUGAUCAGCAACUUCCAUCCAGACAGACCAAUGCCCUAUCCAACCAGCUGGAGCAGUUCAACAUGAAUAUGAUGGAGAAUCCAGGCGGCUCUAGUCACUGUUCAACGCUGAACUACACACAGGCAGCCAUGAUGGGUUUAACCGGGAGCCACAGCAGUCAGCAGGACACGCAGCAGCUCGGUUACAGUAGCCAUGGCAACAUCCCCAACAUCAUUCUCACAGUGACGGGGGAAUCUCCGCCCCAUCUCUCUAAAGACCUCACCAGCUCGUUGGCCAGCGUUGGUGACGUCAGCUUUGAUGCAGACUCUCAGUUCCCAUUGGACGAGCUGAAGAUCGACCCCUUGACACUGGACGGACUGCACAUGCUCAAUGACCCGGACAUGGUUCUCGCCGACCCGGCCACUGAGGACACGUUCCGCAUUGAUCGACUAUGAGCCUGUGAAUGCAAUUCGAAGCGAGACAUUCCGCUGCAUGACCUCUUUAUUCACCAUCUGGUCAGUGGCGUCCACGUCCCCCCAACCACCCACGUCACAACAAGCUGCCAAACCACUCAUGACCAGGGGCUGGUGGAGGUGGAAGUGCUGUAUCCACACUGGAUAUGCGCAAUACCAUCCACAAUCCACUCUCUUCAUGUAUUCAUGUUUUGUUGUCAUUUCAAGUUUUAUCUAUUUUUUUAAAUGUUUACAUAAUUAUGCCAUAUGUCUUUGAAGAAAUAUCCAUUUGUGUAAUUAU